AUAGUGAAAUAAACAUCAAAAAGAGAGAGGGGCCAAAUGUGUUGAAUCUGUCUCUUUCAUUUCUUUUAUAGUAGAAUAGAAUAGUAGAAUAUUAUGGUAGGAUUGGGUGAAAUGGUGGGGUUGAAAUUUCAGAACUAGUUGGUUAGACUUUUUGCUCUCUUAGCUUAGCAGAGAAAGGGAAAGAAAGAGAGAGAGUAAAAGUGUUGGAAAAGGGUAAAAGCUAAAGGCUUUUGGGUUUUUUUUCUCUCUUUUGUGUUUAUUCAUCUUCUUUGGGUUUCUUCUCUAAUGGGUUCUUGUUAAAAAGUUGAAAACUUUACAUCUAAGUUUCACACUGGUAUUCAGAUUUUGCUCAGCUCAGGCUUCAACACAAUACGAUUGUGUUAUUUGAAUCCAGCAAGCUGCUAUGCGCUGUGUUGUUGUCUCGAUAGAAUUCUUCGAUUCCUCUAUGAUUAAUUCCCGAAGAUGGUGAGACGUCAGCAAUCGUCAUUCUUACAUUAUUGAUUAUAGUGAACAGUCAGAUAGCAGUUGUGACCUCAAAAACAUGAUUGAGCUUUUCAUUUCUGGUCUUUGAAAGUUUUGCUGAGGGAACAUUGUGCUUGCGAGGAGUAUCCACAUCGAAACCAACAUUGUUGACAGUGGAAUUUCCUUAGAACUAAUCAAAAAGGGGAAACAUUAUAGUCGGGAUACAAAAGCAUCAAAAGUUGUGAAAAUGAAGGGAUGUGGUAAAAUUAGUAUUUCCUUACCUGACAAAAAGUGCCCAAAGAAUGAAGCAUCUUUUUCCAAACAAGAUUUUGCAAACAGUACAAGGGAACAAUCGUCUUGUAUUUUAACUUGUGAAAAGGUCUCUACUGCUGCAUGUGACAUUAGUGAUGAGCAUGUGCAUGUGACGUUAGGUUGUGGAAAUCUUUUAGAACAGCAAAACAUAUCUGCAAAGAGUGAUAUCAGCUCAGAGGUAGAACGAGACAACAAUGAAGGAGAUGCCAGGAGAGCACUCGUAAAUUCUGGAGAAAAUGGAUUAAGUUCCAUUACACAAACGGAGUCUUCAUGUUCUAACUCAGAUGUAACUCAUCAAGUUAAUUCCUCAAGUCAGGAAACAUCAACAGAAGCCAAAACAUUCAUGCAACAGAAUGGAAGUGCUUCCGCACCGAUUAGUUUCAUUUCUAGUAUGGAAGAUCCAGUGACAAGCAGUGAAGCUUCAGGUUUGGCUGCACAAAAUUCUGUUGGUAAUGUUAAAGCUAACACUAAGGCAUUGGUGGGGAUGGUUAAGGACCAAAAUUCCUUACAUCUAUCGACAUGCAGUCAUCAGCUGCGGAAAAAUCAUCGUGAUAAGGUUAGUGGAGGUGUUGAUUGUUCUGGUAACCAUAACUGCUCAGCUCAAACAAACAAAGAAAGCCAUUCACGUCAUUUCUAUUCCAAGGGGGAAGAAGAAGUUUUGCUGCAUCUUCAAUCAGAAAAUAGAUCGUCUUCAUUGGAAUCUGAAGAGAUGGGGGAUCCUGCAAAAAAGCUCGAGUUUAAUGGUGGCCUGAAAUCACCUGCUUGUCCACUCACAAAGUGUGAAAUAGAUCAGCGACAAACUUCAGUAGUCAAUAUGCUUGAUUUGAAUGAGGACGUCAACCAAAAUGAUUUGGAUGAUGAUGCGAAGCAAUCAAAUGGUCAAAAUAUAGUGAUACGAGUAGUAGCUAAAUAUGGAGUUCCUUUACCUCCCUUGUCUACGACUGUGAAUUCAUUGAAAUUUGAAGGCAGGCUAGGCUGGAGGGGUACUGCUGCGACCAGUGCUUUUCGCCCUGCUGCUUCUUUAUCCAAGAGUUCAGAUUGGGACACGAAAAGAAUUAUGGAGUUUGACCUUAAUGUUGCUGCUGCUUCAGAAGACGAAUUGCCAAGUGAAAAUAGGAUUACAUCAACUUUUAGAAGUUAUUCUUCAAAUCAAAGUUCAAAACAAGCAGAAAAGAUGUUUAACUUUGACCUCAAUUUGCUUGGCGAUAAUGCAGAUGAGAAAAGUUCUUUUCCUGUGAAAUCAGAAAAGUUGUCUUCAUUUUCCCUGAAUUUGAAUGAAGAUCCACAAUUUCAGAAGAGAAUUAUAGAAUCUGCAGCUUGUCCAGUCUUUUCCAGAGACGAUCAAGACCUCAAGUUUGUUCGAUUAGGUACCUGGGGAGACAUGAAGAACUCGGGCCAGCCAUUUCUAGUGGCUACACCUAAUACGCAGCACACAGUGCAAAACAUGGUGCCACUGCAGUCAAAGUUACCAUACGCGGUCCAGAUGUUACCAUCUUAUAGUAGUUACCCCUCCAACAAUGGUCCGUUAUAUAUUGCCCCAUGCGCAAGAGAUACACAUGAAGGGGUCACAUUCCCUCAGGUGCUCAAUAUGUCAACCUUUCCUGGGGGUCCAUAUCUCAUCCACGGUCAACGUCCAGGUGGCGCCACAAGACUUGAUGUAAAUAGUGGACAAGUUUAUUUGAUGAAUGGUUUAAGGAAGGAUAAUAUUGCCACACACUUCUUUCCUAUACAAAGUACAGAAGAGCAAAGGAAAGUUUACGAACAACCGUCUAUGCCCAUGAAGAGGAGGGAACCAGAGGGGGGAUAUGAUUCUUUCCAGUCUGCUACUGCUUAUAAACAUAAAAAUUAAUGCUUUCUAAGCAUCCAUUUCACUUGGAAGUGCAAGCAAAUCUGUCGUCUUAACCGAAAUACAAGACAUGCAUGGAACUACUCAUAGGUGGCUUUCUUAUAGCCCCAGCUUUUCCCACAGGGCAUAAAGAACUAGGUAUCUCUUUUUGCUUCAGAUUAGUUUUUCAGAUAUGUUCUGCAACUGGAUUACCUUAGUGUUAUUGUACAUGAGACGAUUUCAUAUUCUUGAAACUGUGGAAUUGAUGGUGAUACAAGCAACAGAAUUUGAAAUCUUUACUGGCAUCUGGAUCUUUGGGCUUUUUGCAUGCAUUUUAGUUUCAUGGUAUUUCUGUUGAUGGGCCUUCAAAAGCCCGAUGCACAAAGCAUCUUGCAUUCACGCAGGGUUCAGGAAGGGUCUUCUCCAAGGGGUGCGAUGGAGGUGAUGCAAGCAUCAGUGGUUGAUUCUAUGGCUCGAACUAGUGACCUAUAGGUCACACGGAGACAACUUUACCAUUGAUGAGCCUUCAAAAGCAAUUCUAUACCUUUUAACUCCCCCUUCUGUUACCUCAUUUAGUAAGGUAAUCUUUGUUGCUACGUAGUGUAAGUCUGAAAAUUUGUGAGGUCUUCCUAUGUGAACUACUUGAUCUGCGGAGAAUAGUUUAAGGCAGCCCGGUGCACUAAGCUUCCGCUAUACGCGGGGUCCGGGGAAGGGCCGGACCACAUAAUAUACAGCCUUAUCUUGCAUUUUUGCAAGAAACUGUUUUCACGGCUCGAACCUGUGACCUCCUGGUAAUAUGGCAGCAACUUUAUCAAUUACGCCAAGGCUCCCCUUUGGAGAAUAUAGUUUACACUGGUGAUUUUUCUGUCCAAUGUCUUUGACUUGAGAUGUAGUUUGUGUUGCUUGUGUAGUUUAUGUCCCAAUGAUGGGGUAAGUAUAUUUGCUUGCAAUGUAUUUGUACUAAUACAGACCAUCAUUGUUCAUUGGAUUAAAUAAAGAGCUAUUUAUGUUUC
Molecule: messenger RNA, 3612 nt
Organism: Nicotiana tabacum (common tobacco)
Lineage: Eukaryota; Viridiplantae; Streptophyta; Magnoliopsida; Solanales; Solanaceae
Source: RefSeq, a predicted model, not a curated record